Seriola aureovittata is the source of this 5641-nucleotide messenger RNA. RefSeq names its product sterile alpha motif domain containing 4A (gene samd4a). The transcript has 13 exons. NCBI's taxonomy places the organism in Eukaryota, Metazoa, Chordata, Actinopteri, Carangiformes, Carangidae. Gene Ontology annotation, molecular function: protein binding; mRNA binding; translation repressor activity. Gene Ontology annotation, cellular component: P-body. Bases 664 to 2835 code for a protein of 723 amino acids. The record is from RefSeq and is a predicted model, not a curated record. Gene Ontology annotation, biological process: nuclear-transcribed mRNA poly(A) tail shortening; regulation of mRNA stability; negative regulation of translation.
ACCGUCUGCUGGGGAGAGACAGAGGAAAAGUUAGUCAAGAUGGCAAAUCCCUCAGACCCGGAGUGAAGGGGCACCGCUCCCCAAAAAGCUGAGCCUGUUGCCCGUCCUGAGACAAACCCAACGAUGCAAACUGCGCCAGGAGGCGUAAGAGGGAUUCCCUGAAGAAAAAUGCCAGUGAGGCUGAAGCUGAUGUGACACAGCGUGUGCUGGAAGAAAGCUGACUCAUCAAAUAUCAAUCCCUCUGGGAGCGACUAAGCAGCCGAGAGCAGCUCAUAUCUCCUAAUGCCUAGCUAGAAGAGCACCUCACACCCCCACCACCAAGGGAGAUUAACAGACAGGAGAAGCAGCAGGAAUAUAUCCAACACCGGCUGUUGGUGAAACAAAUUUUGGCCUCAGAAGGCCAAUGAGAGCCUGGUGUUCUGCUGUCCCAGCUAAUAAUGACAAAGCUAAGAAUGGCAAACCAGCACUUCAGCUGAACUUCACUGACUGACCCCACAGAGACAUCAACAACCAGCUGAUAAGAGCAGCAUCAUCCUCCAUCAGUUUUACCCAAACCAUCAGUGUAAAGUUUUGGGGGAAGUUUCUCUCUGAGUCGCUCCCCACACCUUUCAGCCCAGCCCGGCACCACCACAGUCAGUCCACCUUUAACCCGCCUCGCAGACCAUGAUGUUUCGUGAUCAGGUGGGCGUGCUAGCCAGCUGGUUCAAGGGGUGGAAUGAGUGUGAGCAGACAGUGGCUCUGCUUUCCCUGCUGAAAAGGGUGAGCCGGACCCAGGCCCGCUUCCUGCAGCUCUGUCUGGAGCACUCCCUUGCCGAAUGCACCGAACUGCAGGUCCUGGAGGGAGAGGCCAACAACCCAGGAGUGAUCAGCCAGUGGCAAGGCGAGCCUAAGGAGCGUGUCAUCUCACUUGUCCUCACCCAUCUCCCACUGCUCAAACCUGGCAAUGUUGAAGCCAAGGGUGAGUAUAUGCGCCUGCUGCCACGCAUCCUGGCCCACACCAUUGAGCAUGGCCACCACCUGGAGGAGUCUCGCCAGCUCCUGUCCUACGCCCUCAUCCAUCCCGCCACCUCCUUGGAAGACCGCGCUGCCCUGGCACUCUGGCUCAACCACCUGGAGGAAAGGGCUGCUGCUCGGGGAGACUCACUGGAAAGGCCUCCUCCUGCGGGGCCACACCACCACCACCACCAGUCCACACCUCCAUCCACCCUCACCUCAUCAGGAUCCUCCUCCUCCACUAACACCUCUUCAUCAGGCAACCUGUACUCCUUGCAUCACCACCAGCGCUACGGCUCAGACGACCGCCUCAAUGGGUGGCAGAGCUCCAGGGAUUCAGGGCUGGGCGGAGGAUGGCAUCAGCAGCAGCAGGGCUGUGAGAAUGGGCACCUGCUUCUCUACCCAUCGUCUUCUGUUCCGGCAACCAUAAACACAGUUGGAACUGGUGGAGGCGGUAACACUAUCCUGACGAGUGGAGGUGGCAGUCAGCCUCACAGUCCCCUGAAGCGCUCCGUGUCCCUGACGCCUCCCAUGAGCGGCCCCAGCAACCAGCCUCUGGGCCAUGUCUGGCUGUCUCAGGAGGACCUACGGACCACUCGAGGCCCAGCCCCAGACCACGCACCUCUAUCACCCCAGAGCAGCAUCGCCUCCUCAGGCAGUGGUGGCAGUGAGCAUCUGGAGGAGGCUGGUUUAGGAGGUGGUUCAGGUCUGCAUCGUAGUUCCUUUCAUGAGGAGGGCAGUGGCAUGAGGGAUGUUCCUGCGUGGCUGAAGAGUCUCCGUCUCCAUAAAUACGCCGCUCUCUUUUCCACUAUGACCUAUGAUGAGAUGAUGUCACUGACUGAAGACCAGCUAGAGGCACAGAAAGUCACUAAAGGAGCAAGACACAAGAUCGUCAUCAGCAUUCAGAAGCUCAAAGAGAGGCAGAACCUACUGCGCAGCUUGGAAAAGGACGUGUUGGAGGGCAGUAAUCUGCGCGCCCCGCUGCAGGAGCUCCACCAGAUGAUCAUGACGCCUAUCAAGGCUUUCAGUGGUGGUGAAGAGGCCUCCCUGCAGCGCCCCCUCCUGAGCCCUGAGGGCAAGAACGCUGCACCUGGCUCCCACCUGGGUGGGGGAGGUGGAGGGGAAGCAGAGUCAGGCGCAAGUGUCAUCGCAGAGGGGGAUCUACCCGGCCAGUUCACUCGUGUUAUGGGCAAAGUUUGUACACAGCUACUGGUGUCGAGGUCAGACGAGGACAACAUCAGCUCCUACCUACAACUCAUCGACAAGUGCCUUAUCCAUGAGUCCUUCACUGAGACGCAGAAGAAGAGGCUGUUGUCAUGGAAACAACAGGUCCAGAGGCUGUUCCGGUCCAUUCCCAGGAAAACCCUACUUGACAUAGCAGGGUACAGACCGCAGAGGAGCCGUUUUGGCCAGUCUAACUCUCUCCCCACCGCUGGCUGUGUUGGGGGCAGCGUGUCGACCAGGAGGAGCCUUCGCCAGUUCCAGAUGCCCUCCAGGAGCUUGCCGGGUGCCAGGCUGGGCCUGUUGGGAAGCGGGGGGCUGCUAGGACCCACACCUCGCAGCUCCAGCAGCACACCUACCGGUCCCAAGCAGGGGAGACAGGGUCUGUGGUUCGCCAACCCUGGAGGAAGCAACAGCAUGCCCAGCCGGACCCACAGCUCUGUGCAGAGGACCCGCUCCCUGCCGGUUCACACCACGCCACAAACCAUGGUCAUGUUCCAACAAGCUGAUCAUCAGUUACCAGUGACAGAGCCAGACAUCAACAAUCGCCUUGAGUCUCUGUGUCUGAGUAUGACAGAGCACGCCUUGGGAGACGGUGCUGACCGCACAUCAACAAUAUGAACUGAGGCCUGAGUGAGAGCAGCAGGACAGCGCAGGUUCACGGGGCUCUCUCACGAUAAGUCACCUCGAGGUCACCAGCCCUCCCAUUCCCUCUCCCUGUAGCCAAUGGUAGAGCUCAACCAAAGGACCGGGUGGGAUCCAAGAAACACAAGAGAGCCGAUCAUCAAACGGCCAACACAAGCUAUCACAUUGGCACCGUCCAUUGGGUCGGAAAAACACACUUCCUGCUCCGCCAGCAUGCUCACAGUCACCUGCAUCUGGGUGAGGAGAGAGAAAAGCAUUGAACACGACCUGGACAGUGUGUGUACAGCGCCCCCCCACCCCCACCCCCACCGGGGAGUCCAGAAGCAGUAUUGCAGUCCAGUCAGCCCCAGCAGAAGGGAGACGCUGGCCCUCUGGAUCAGGGCCCAGUGAGACUGAGGCCCCUUCCCUCUCCAACACCUUCUGGUCCCUGCACAUCGACCACAGCUCGUGGCAUCUUUCAAAUCCAUAACAGUACCUCAGACCCAAAAACAAGACAAGACAAGCAGAGCUACAAGGACGCAGAAGGAAGUUUGGGAUUUCCUGGACUGGUUUCAGUGAGGACAGAGUGUCCAGGAUGCUUUCAGAGCUUGGGAAGGCCUCUUGCUCAGUGUUGGGUGGCAAAAAAAUCAUUUAUUUGUGUUGUAUGUAUUUAUUGUUUACAUAAUGAUGCUACUUUCAAAGGGUACAGAAACAUGUAUGAAUUUCAGGUAUGAAUCGUGUUAUAUUCUGUAAAGCCUUGGCUGAUUCCCAUGAGUAGCUGUCACGCUAGUUUACAACCGACCUACUUAUCCUUUAUUUUAUCAGCCAACAACAAAGACACAAAUGUUCCCUUGAACAUUUACCAAGAGAGAACGAGAGAGGAGAAUGAGAGAGAGGGAGGUAGAGCAGAUGUAUGAAGACGGAUAAGAGGAAGAAGGUGAGGUGGAGAAAGACACAGAAAGUAGGGAAGAAAGAAUAAAGCUGAAGUGAUGCAGGAAAGGGAAGCGGAUGUUUAAAGACAUCAGAGGCAGGACCUUUGAUCGGCUGAAGAUGACGGAGGAAGAUGAUGUCAUGUCUAAUCAUGUUGUGAGUCUGUUCAUGUGAGUGAGUGUAGGAGGAGGUCAAUUAGGCACCGGUCAGUUACAUAUUGUUUAUCCACAGCAUGUACUGUAUGAACUCUUUGAAUUCAGAGCCUUUGCAGGCACAAUACAUGAAAAUGUAGGUUCGUGUACACGUAAAUGGGAGAUGAAUGCAGCUUUGUCGUCAGUGGGAUCUGUCUGCAUGUUCAGAAACUGGGCUCAGUAAUUUUUCUAAAGCAGGGUGAGAUGCUUAAGCUGCAUGUUACAACUAAAUAUCUUUCUCAGUGGAAAAGGAAGACUGUGAAAUGUGUGAAGUAGAACAAAACAGGAGGUCGAUUUGGUUUCCACGCGGACCGUGUUGACCGAUUGCAACAUCGGAGAAAUCACACACUUGUCAAUCCAUGAAGGGUAGUGUUCCCAGAGAUUGUCUCACUAGUGCUUACCUCCACCUGCUGGCCAAACACAGUCAUGGCGGCACAGACGCUGAAGUCCAUGCACACACAGACACUGUGAACCAACGGCAUCUCAUUGAAAAAUCAUUGAGGAACAUUUGGGGAAACUCCAGUCCUGGUUUAGUCUCAGAGACUGCCUGUGUAACAUGGUCUUCUGUCUGGUCUGUCAGUGCAGGCCUACAUGGAAUAUAUUUUCUUUUUUUUAAUUCUGAAUCUCAUGGUUAUUCUGUGUCUUAAUAUUUAUCCUCAGUUUAUUGUGUAUGGAAAACAGACUUUAUAAGAAUAGGUUUAUAUUAAAAUAAGCUGGUUAGGAAACUCCCCUCUGUGCCGCUUUCAAUUGAGCACGUGUGCUGAGAGUUCUGACCCUGAAUGGUCGUCAUUGAGGGCUGUUGAUUAUUAUUGUUUUAGUUUCUUCAUUAGUUUGUUACAAUUCUAUAGUACUUCCUUUGUAUCCUGCACUUGAUAUGAUAAUGUGAUACACUAAACUCCAAAUGUUCAAGGCUCAAGCAGCAGUUUUGUGCGUUGGAGUCGGAUGAAUCGGAGCAGAUUGAAGAGAUGAGAUUGACACCAACUCUUGAAAGUAGAGCUACAGUCUCAGUGGACAGAAAAGACUAAAGUGAAGCGGUAGAGCCACAUCACACGGCAAUGUUCAAUCCCGCAGCAGAGACGAAAAGCUCCUGACACCUCUCGUUGACCUGAAAUGAUUUCUGCUUGUCUGAUUGUGGACGUUAGAGAUGAAAAUACUCCUGGGCUGAAUCAUCCCACUCGGUUAAAGAAUCAUAUCAGUGUUUGUGCAUGUUUUAGCCCAUUUACUAUGAUUUGAAGAUAUUUAACAAUAGUUUCCAUUCAUCUUAUUAUGGUAUUGAAAUGAACAGUCUUGACACUCUUUACACACACUAACAAAGUGAAUCCAUCACAGUAAAUACUGUGUCAUUGUGCAUUUACUUCAAGUUCUUCUGGUUUGAGGUUCAGUGCAGGCCGGGGCUGCAGCUAAUGAUUAUUUUUAUAAUAGGUCAAUCUGCAGAUUAUUUUCGAAGUUAAUGGUUUAGUAUAUGAAAUAGAGAAAAAUGGCAUUUACAAUUUCUCAGAGCCCAAUAUACUGUCUUCUGUGUCUUUUCCACUGUGCUUGUUUUGUCCAGAAUAUUGAGAUAUUCAAUUUACUGUCAUAUAUGUGAAAGGAAAACAGUAAAUCUUCACAUUUGAAAAACUGGAACUUGUAAAUGUUUAGAAUUUUUCUUAAAAAAUGACGGAAACGAUAAAUGAUGAAUUUUC